Molecule: messenger RNA, 2359 nt
Organism: Thunnus maccoyii (southern bluefin tuna)
Lineage: Eukaryota; Metazoa; Chordata; Actinopteri; Scombriformes; Scombridae
Product: nuclear factor 7, brain-like
Exons: 2
Coding region: 933-2318 (461 amino acids)
Molecular function (GO): zinc ion binding; protein binding
Source: RefSeq, a predicted model, not a curated record
AUCAUAUUUAUCAUCUGUUCCUUUAAUAAGCUCCACCUCUAACAGGGCAUCAUCUGACACAAAGCAGGAAACAGGUUCUUACUGUUCAGCUUCACUGGAAGGAGGCAGACAGACGGUAAGAUUUACCUUCAUUACAAAGCUGUGAUUUAAACUGAGAGAGGACAAUUACAGCAGGAAGCACUGAAGACCUGAAGUAGUGAAAUAGUUCAACUUCAACCUGCUGCUGACUGAGAAAACACGAGUCAAAGUGAAAGUAACUGAGACACUUACUACAGCAGGAAACACAACUGACUCCCUCUUUUAAUGUCUUGUCUGCUGUGUUUUUCUUUAAACAUUGUAAAGUAAACUGGUUGCUCAUUUUUCAGUUUGUCUGUUUGUUCUUUUUUCUUCUUCUAACUUUUCAUAAGUUGGUCCUGGAAAAAGAUAGUCCACCCAAAAUAUACUUUCUGCCUACACUAUUGCUAUGUGAACCUGAACUUCCUGCACAAUAAAAGAUCCAUUACAACAGAACCACGGAGCCUCUGAAUGACAGUUUAUUUUCUAAGCUUCAUAAAGGUCAUGAAGUUCUGUACUGUACAGAUAAAAUCAGAUAAAAUCUGUUAGUCUGUGACCUGUAGAUAUGAUGGCAGGUGUGUUUUUGAACACCGGAAUGAAACACACUGUGUUACAUGUGAAGCAGCAGCAUUUAUUAGAGGAGGUCUGACAAAGCUCCACCCCUCACCUGACUCACGUGAGACAAAGCAGGAAACAGUUUGUUCUUUGUUCUCUGAGGAGACACACAGACUGAAAAACAGACGAUCAGAUUCAGAUUCAGACCAAACUAACAACUUCCUCUGAGUGAGAACAGCUACAGGAGAGAAAAGUGGAAAACUAGAACUCUGCUGCUUCAACCUGCUGACUCUCCACAUACUGAAUCUUCACUUGGAGACAAAAUGUCUUUUAGAUCAGAGGAGGAUCUCCGCUGUCCAGUCUGUCAGGACGUUUUUAGAGAUCCUGUUGUUCUGUCAUGUAGCCACAGCUUCUGUAAAGACUGUCUGAAGAGCUGGUGGAGAGAGAAACAAACACGUGAGUGUCCAGUUUGUAGGAAAAGAUCUUCCAGGGAAGAACCACCUGUUAGUCUGGUGUUAAAGAACCUGUGUGAGUCCUUCUUACAGGACAGAGAUCAGAGAGCUUCAGAGGCUCUCUGCAGUCUGCACUCUGAGAAACUCAAACUCUUCUGUCUGGACCAUCAGCAGCCAGUGUGUGUCGUCUGCAGAGAUUCAGAACAACACACCAACCACAGAUUCAGACCCGUCGAUGAAGCUGCACGACAACACAAGAAGGAACUUGAAGAAACUCUGAAGCCCUUAAAGGAGAAGUUAAAGGUUUGUGAACAAGUUAAAGUGAAGUUUGAUCAAACAGCAGAACACAUUAAGGUCCAGGCUCGACACACAGAGAGACAGAUUAGGGAGCAGUUUAAGAAGCUUCACCAGUUUCUAGAAGAGGAAGAGGAGGCCAGGAUGGCUGCUCUGAGGGAGGAAGAGGAGCAGAAGAGUCAGAUGAUGAACGAGAAGAUGGAGGCUCUGAGCAGAGAGAUAGCAGCUCUUUCACACACAGUCAGAGCCACAGAGGAGGAGCUGAGAGCUGAAGACGUCUCAUUCCUGCACAACUACAAGGCUGCAGUGGAAAGAGUCCAGCGCUGCCCCCUGCUGGAUGAUCCACAGCUGCUCUCAGGAGCUCUGAUAGACCAGGCCAAACACCUGGGCAACCUGACCUUCAACAUCUGGAACAACAUGAAGGAGAUGGUCUCCUACACUCCUGUCAUUCUGGAUCCAAACACUGCUUAUCCACAACUCAUCUUGUCUGAAGAUCUGACCAGUGUGAGACUAGGAGAGAGACAGCAGCUUCCUGAUAAUCCAGAGAGGUUUAACUUCUACUCUGUUCUGGGCUCUGAGGGCUUUAAUUCAGGGUCUCACAGCUGGGAUGUCGAGGUUGGAGACAAUAAACACUGGAGACUGGGUGUGUUAUCUGAGUCUGUCCAGAGGAAGGGAGGCAUACGGUCUGGAUUAUGGAGAAUAGGGUUCCAUGAUGAUAAAUACUCAGCAUGGUCACCACCAGCUACAUCCACUGAUCUCCCAGUGAAGAAGAAGCUCCAGAGGAUCAGAGUAAAUCUGGACUGGAACAGAAGAAAUCUGUCAUUCUCUGAUCCUGAUACUAACACACACAUACACACCUUCACACACAUUUUCACCGACAGACUGUUUCCAUACAUUAACACUGUGAAUGAACUGAAGAUUUCCCCACUGAAGGUCUCUGUGACAGUAGAACAGAGCAGUUAGAGACGAUGAUGAUGGUUCUUAUAAUUACUCUCAUUUAAUUC